Physcomitrium patens is the source of this 2473-nucleotide messenger RNA. RefSeq lists its product as uncharacterized. Gene Ontology annotation, cellular component: ciliary basal body. The record is from RefSeq and is a predicted model, not a curated record. NCBI's taxonomy places the organism in Eukaryota, Viridiplantae, Streptophyta, Bryopsida, Funariales, Funariaceae. Gene Ontology annotation, biological process: microtubule cytoskeleton organization; protein polyglutamylation. Gene Ontology annotation, molecular function: tubulin binding; tubulin-glutamic acid ligase activity.
AGCUUUCAAUUACAGUUUUGCAGAAGAGGGUAGGUAAGACAGAGCUGCAAGUCUGAAAUACGCGAAAUUUUAGAUUUGUGCUUAAGUAAAAGCAACGUAACAUAAAGGAACGUAACACGGAAUGGACUCGAACUGCGAAUUAUGCAAGAUGAAGUAGCAAAUUUGAGGCCACAAGCUGCACUUUGUAUACUGAGCAAUUCUAGCCCAUUCCAAUGCGCUGUGAUCACCUUGGAAGGGCACUGCGCUUACGUGAUUAUCCUGAUGGAAAUCGCCCCUGUGGAUUCCAGAAAUCCUUACCUGCUGCCGCUGGAGACAACAGAGUACUGUGCAAACAAGGGAAUGCUCUGCUUUUUGGAAUUUACUUUGGGGCAUGGCAGUACUCUGUUUGAGGUGGAGAAUAACAGGUUGUGAAUAUAGGUUAGCAGGAUUCCGUUAUGCCGUUACCGUUAUCAGCAAUGCAGCUGCGAAACGGUCGCCUCCCUCGACAACUGCGCUACAACAAUACUCCCCACGAAACCCGUCAGACAUCUCACCUACCUGGUUCGCCUUCCAGCAAUUCAUCGGAGGUCAAGAGUCGCUCACAGUGGAACACCUAUGGAAGCAGGACCUGGAAAAAAUUCAAGAUGCAAGGCCGUCCUUCUGCAGAUACUCUGCAACGUAUUCUCCGCCGGCAUGUGCUGAUAGGAAGUUACCAACUCCAUACACCCGGUCCCCUCAGAGACCUCCACCAGCUAACAAGAUGGCACUAAGGGCUCCGAACAAAAACUUAAUCAGGUUCCGGUGCUUUUGGAAGACAACUGUGAUUUUCGAAGUCUUGAAGAACCGGGGUUGGACUGAGACAAACAGAACAUCCAAUUAUACGUUAGCCGGAUUGGUUGCUUACAUUGGAAAGUGCAGCGAAUUGGAUUGGGACUUUUUUUGGUCAGAUGUCGGGUGGAUGUAUGAGUUCUUCGAUCAUAUACACCUUGCAGAUCAUCAGAGAUUCAACCACUUUCGUAAUUAUUAUGAGUUGACAAGGAAAGACUUAUUGAUAAAAAAUCUUAAGCGUAUGAAGAAGACUCUGGAGCGUGAUGGCCAAACUGUGGAAGCAGGAAAGUACAACUUUUUCCCGCAAACCUAUGCACUGCCCGCGGAGUAUGGCCUUUUCGUUGAAGAGUUCAAGAGAAUGUCACCGGACCCGAAACUCACAAAACUGCCGAAGGGGGCUAAAAGCUUACAAGAAGUUGGUGUGUGGAUUAUGAAGCCUGUGGGUAAAGCAAGGGGCAGGGGCAUAUUCCUUUUCACCCGCCUGAGCCAGAUCAGUGAAUGGAAGAAAGAUCAUCGCUGGAAAAUCGAAAAUCCUCAAGUGGAAAAUUACAUUGUGCAGCGGUACAUCGACAACCCCUAUUUAAUAGGUGGAAAGAAAUUUGAUCUCCGCCUCUACGUGUGUGUUCUUUCCUACGCUCCACUCAAGGCGUAUGUGUACAGAUCAGGAUUCGCCAGAUUCACGAUUGCUCACUUCACCGUAAAAAAAGAAGACAUUGUCAACAACUUGGUGCAUCUUACCAAUUUCUCCAUUCAGAAGCAUGCUCCCACCUUCAAGUCGAAGACUGGUACUAAAUGGUCCCUGCACAGCCUUAAGAUGCACAUGAUAUCGAAGCAUGGAGAACAGGAAGUAAAUGCCCUCUUCCACAAGAUCCAUAUGCUCAUCCUGCGGUCACUUCUGGCAGUUCAGAACGUCAUUAUUCAAGACAAGCAUUGCUUUGAGCUUUACGGCUACGAUAUUCUGGUGGAUGAUACAUUGAAACCAUGGAUCCUUGAGGUGAAUGCGUCCCCUAGUUUAGCUGCUGAUACACCCGUGGACCAUGAGCUCAAGUAUGGGAUGCUUGAUGAUGUUCUCACCCUCGUCGACAUGGAGCACAAACUGCCACCCCAGAGCUUAACUCAGGUUGGGGGAUUUGAUGUGUUGAUAGAUCAAACAGCUCCUCCAGCCGCCAAGCCUCCACAGCAAUCUCACCUCUUGGGCUGUUACAAUGACCGAUUGGAAAACCUGAAAGAGUUGAGAAAGCCGGCUAGACAAAGCACCGCUUGAGAAGCGAACUUAUGGUGAUCUUUUGAGGAUUGCAAUCCAGCAAUCAGGUUCAACUUGAGUUAAUUUUGCAAAUUUGAAUGGACGAAACUAAUGAUUUAAAGCCUUGGGAUUGAUCAAUAAUGAGUUCAUUAAUGUGCAAAUUGCAUGGAAUCGAAGUGUUCGGUCAUGUUUUAGUAAAUAGAGUUGCUUGCAGCAUGUUAUGUAAAUUGAUUUAAUUUUGGUGAUGGAGCCAAAGGUUUUCACAUGAUAAUUGACUAUUUUAUUGCAACCUUCUGAAAGAUACAAAACCUUCGUGUGACCAGAUUGUAAAAAUUUGGUGGAAUGAUUAAUUUAUUGUGGUCGAAAAAGUAUUCAAAAGGAUAAACUUCACAUCCAUACAUAAAAUACCCAUCACUCUACUCC